Messenger RNA from Ambispora gerdemannii, 567 nucleotides. The record is from the annotation of a GenBank genome assembly. Lineage: Eukaryota; Fungi; Glomeromycota; Glomeromycetes; Archaeosporales; Ambisporaceae.
AUGUCAAAUAUAUUUUUUCCUCCGUUUCCGCCAAAUAUUUCCGUAAAUGACUUAAUAAAACCUAUGAAUCGAAAACAAAAAAAGCCUAUUAAAGCGCCUAACGCAUUUAUAAUUUAUCGAAUUAACUAUUACUACGAAAUUCGGAACAAUCGAAACAUAUCUCAGCUAGAGGUUUCUUCCAUGGCGAGUCAUGCAUGGAAGCAAGAGCCUCCAAACGUCAAAGAAACAUACUAUAAUCUUGCCAGACAGGCCAAGGCGAUUUAUUUGGCCUUGAUCCAAAAUACUGAAAAUCACAGCAAUAUCGAUAGCAAUCAAUCACAAAAUGUGUAUGAGAAUGUUCAAGUGACAACCGAAAGCGACUCCUUGAUCAAUAAUCGACGAAAUGGAAUUAUCGAGGAGAUUAAUCCUCUCGUAUCUGAAACCGUUGAAGCGAAAGAGAUAUCUUCUAAUUCUAAAUUUGAUAAUUUCGAGUUUACUAAUAUGCAAUAUCGCAUUGCUACUCUAGAGAACGAACUCAGCUCAAUGAACGCUAUGCUCUCUCAUGUUCUACUCUUGAGAAUGAAAUAG